GACGCCACCUUCUCCACAGCGACCUCUGCAGUCGGCCCUGACAGCCGCCUCUACAACGCUUUCAACGUCCGGAAGGGCUCGGAGACCGAAGGCGUGCUUCGCAGCCACGACCUGAAAUUCGGAGACAUCGUUUGGGCAAAGUCCUUUUCAGAAGGUAUUAACGCAGCUCCUGCUGUGGGGCCCAUGGGCCCCCAGAAUCGCACCACCGUCAUCGUUGGUGUCGGCAACAACCCGGAGUGCCUGCCGGAACCGGUCAUCGGCACGACGAAGCGGGCCAAGCUCUACGCCUUAGACGCAGAGACGGGCAACACUCUCUGGAGUUUCACUGCUCCG
Molecule: messenger RNA, 333 nt
Organism: Symbiodinium sp. CCMP2592
Lineage: Eukaryota; Dinophyceae; Suessiales; Symbiodiniaceae
Source: the annotation of a GenBank genome assembly